This is a messenger RNA of Dicentrarchus labrax (European seabass), 3602 nucleotides long. RefSeq names its product G-protein coupled receptor family C group 6 member A. The coding region runs from base 36 to 2600 and encodes 854 amino acids. The transcript has 6 exons. Gene Ontology annotation, cellular component: membrane. Lineage: Eukaryota; Metazoa; Chordata; Actinopteri; Moronidae. Gene Ontology annotation, biological process: G protein-coupled receptor signaling pathway. Gene Ontology annotation, molecular function: G protein-coupled receptor activity. The record is from RefSeq and is a predicted model, not a curated record.
UCAGGUAUCAGUUCACACUCUAGCGAGAGGAACAAAUGCAUACAUGUGUUCACCCCCGUGUAUCCACAAUGUUGUUAUUGCUUUUUGUCAGUAUCCUGAAGGCAUUCUGCCCUUGUUCAGGAGAGAAUGGUCUUCUGCAUGCAUACUCCCCUGGGGACAUCAUCAUUGGAGGACUUUUCCCUGUUCACCGAGAAACUAAUAGGAGCACAAUGCCCGGACCACUUAAAUGUAGCACGUAUGAUUUCAAGUCGUUCUUACGCACUCAAGUGAUGAUAUACACCAUCAGAGAAAUAAACCAGCGCACACCAAGGGUUCUACCUGACUUCACCCUAGGAUAUGACAUCUAUGACACUUGUGGAGAUGUCAACUUUGCCAUCAGAGCAACGCUCCAGCUGCUGAAGAACCAAUCAGACCCUGAGAGGUGUUUAGUACCUGCAAGCUUUCAAUCUGCUUUACCUGAACCCCAAACAAAGGCAGUGAUUGGUGAAGGGUAUUCUGAAGUAUCAAUAGCUAUUGCACGAGUUAUUGCUCUGUCAUCAGUGACCCAGAUUAGCUAUGCAUCAACAAGUGAACACCUCAGCAGGAAGAGGAAGUUUCCCACUUUUCUGCGAACAAUAUCUAGUGAUGAGCAUCAGACACGGGCCAUUGCUAAGCUGGUGUACAAGUUUAAUUGGAAAUCCGUGGCCAUUGUAGGAAGUGAUGAUGAGUACGGGAAGUAUGGCAGUGAUAACCUUGUGUACAUCUUCCGUGAAAUAAAGAAAAUCUGCAUUGAAUUCAUUGACAUCCUACCUGGUGACUUUUACGAAGACCUUACGAAGGUGAACGCGCUGGUGAGCAAAAUUAAUAAAUCCUCUGCCGAGGCCAUCAUCAUGUUCACCAAAGACACCAAUGUGGGUCCCAUCAUGCGAGAAGCCAUUAAUCAGAAACUCAACAGGACUUGGAUUGCAAGUGACUCAUGGUCCACCUCUUCAAAAGUCUACCAACUGAAAGGCAUUGAGAAGGCCGGGGAGGUUUUUGGAUUCAUCUCUAAGAUGAACGAGGUGCCUAGCUUCAAAGACUACGUCAUGUCAAUGUUCAAUGGAACCACUAACGCCAUUCUCGAACAUUACCUGACCCAUUAUCCACUUUGUUCUUAUCGGACUGAUGACAACAGGCAAUGUGACUGUUUUACCACAAACAGCCAACCCGGGUCCGGGAAAUGUCAGGACAUAAGAUGUGUGGCCGAUAACAUUGACAUGGAUAAAUUAUACAAUGUCUACUUAGCUGUUCAAGUCAUUGUUGAGGGUCUCAGACACUUGCUGAAGUGUGACAACCAGCAGUGUAAACAUAGCGGAAAAUUUACAGCCCUGGAGCUUUUUAAGGAAAUCAAGAAAGUCAACUUCACCGUGAACACCACACAUAUAUUUUUUAAUGACAAUGGAGACCCCAGUUUAGGGUAUGAUAUUGUGUAUUGGAACACAACUAAUUCCACACGCAUAGAAAAUGUUGGAGAAUACUGGCCACAUAGAGAAGAAAUCAUAAUCCCAUUUGAUGUUGUUGGAAAGCGCAAUGUGACGGUGACUGCUUACAACUGCUCCAAAACAUGUGCGCCAGGGCAGGAGUUGAAAAUGCAAAGCAAAGAGUGCUGCAAAGAUUGUGUUCCAUGUGCAGAUGGGGAGUUUUCUGCUGGAAAUGGUGAGGAGUGUCAACGCUGCAGUCAAGAUGAGUUUUCAUCUCCACAGAGGGAUAAGUGUUUGAACAAAACUGUUGAAUUCCUACAUUGGGAAGAUCCCUUUGUUAUUAUUUUGAGUUGCUUGGGAGUCUUUGGGAUAUUUGUUAUAUUUGUGUUUGCUAUGUUGUUUACAAUGUAUCAUAGCACUCCCAUUGUGAAGGCUGUUGGAGGCUACUUGUGUUUCUUGGAGCUUUUUUCCUUGCUGGCCUGCUUCUGCGUUAUGUUUACCUUCACAGGAGAGCCCACUAGGGUUAGCUGCAUGGUAGGCCUGCCUGUUUUUGGCCUAGCCCUGUCCCUCUGCAUGGCCUGCAUUCUGGCCAACCUCUUCCAAAUCUUAGUGGGCUUCAACUUUGAUCUGAAGAUAGGGUCCUGGAAGAAGAAGCUCAAUCGGCCGCUGGCUGUGGUGACCAUUGUCUUUGGGGUCCAGUUGGCCGUUUGUGUAUCAUGGCUGUACUUUAAUCCCCCGUUUCCUGAUAAAGAGACACUAAACAAUGCCAUCGUGUUGAAGUGUGACAAAGGCUCCGACAAGUUCUUUAUAGCCAUGUUAGGCUACAAUGGUUUCUUGGCCGUUAGCUGUUUGCUGUUUGCAUUCAAAGGUAAGCAGUUGCCAGAUCUGUAUAAAAAUGCACGUUUAAUCACCACCAGUAUGAUGCUGUUUUUAAUCAUUUGGAUCCUUUUAAUCCCAAUUUAUAUCAGUUUGAUUGGGAAGUACAAACGUGCCAUUGAAGGUGCAGCCAUUCUAAUUUCUAGCUACAGCAUCCUCUGCUGUCACUUGGCCCCAAAGUGUUACAUCAUGGUGUUCAGGAAAGAGAUUAAUAAUCAGCACGCCAUCACCGAGUACAUCAGGAAGCAUUAUGAGCAGAACAACAUGGCUGUGAUCAAAUCCUGACCUCGCAUGUACAUUUAUAAAUGCUGUGCGGGUGAUGGGUUACAAUUAGCCGCACAAAAAUCUCUCUUCCUUUGCUGAAUUCACAGCCACUGGUGUUUGGCCAGUUUCUCUCUGGCUCAACGGCACAGACUUAGAUAAGUGCUUAAGUGUGAGAGGCUGUUUAAAGGACAUAUUUCGAAACAUAAUCUCAAAAAGAGAUUUAUUCAUUCUAGCACACCGCUUUAUUGCCAACAUAUCUGUCCUGCUUUAUUGUUAGAAUGUAUCUUUACUGGUUGGGGUUUUACUUUAUUUUAUUUCUGUAUGAUCUUGAUUUAGUUACCUCAGUGCUGAAAUGUUCCAAUGCUGGUUCAACCAUGUAAAGCACUUAACUUUGUUUUUGAAAAGCGCUGUAUAGAUUAAGUUUAUUAUUACAUUUAUACAUUAUUUUAUAUUUUUAUUAUUACAAGAAGUGGUUCAUGGGAGGAAUGGAUGGCUGGCUGCUGUUGGCAGUUGUGAUAUCAGCCUUCUGUGUGUAUGAGUGUAUUUCCCAGAAUGAAUAUCAUCACACACUGUAUGUACACUAGGCUACUUGUGUCUCGCCAUACGCACGACAUUUACUGAACCUUUUUUCUCGUAUACAAUCCUUAGAAGUUCUAAAGCUUGUGUCAUUGCAUUUGUUAUCUUUACUGCUGUUAUUACCACUGCUGAUAAAUCAUGAGUUGUUUUCAAAAGAUGUUAAUAUAAGAUCAUCUUGAAUUUUCGAACUGCCAUUGUAUAUACAGGAUAAAAGAUGGGGAAACUGCGAAAGACACCUUUUACUUUUUGUUUUAUGUCAUGUCCCUGACCUUUAUUGUGUAUCAGUUUUAUGUGCGUCUUUCAGAUAUGAGUCAGACACACUGCUUAACUGACACCUGCAAUUACUGUUUUGCUUUUCACUUCAUUUUGCGUAAAUAUAAUUUGACAGAUGUUUCACCAUGAAGGGCUAUAUACUGUCAAUGAAUAAAUGUUGCUUUUCUGUGUGAA